Messenger RNA from Alligator sinensis (Chinese alligator), 2007 nucleotides. RefSeq names its product GrpE like 1, mitochondrial (gene GRPEL1). The transcript has 4 exons. Lineage: Eukaryota; Metazoa; Chordata; Crocodylia; Alligatoridae. The record is from RefSeq and is a predicted model, not a curated record. Bases 184 to 780 code for a protein of 198 amino acids. Gene Ontology annotation, biological process: protein folding; protein import into mitochondrial matrix. Gene Ontology annotation, cellular component: PAM complex, Tim23 associated import motor. Gene Ontology annotation, molecular function: protein-folding chaperone binding; protein homodimerization activity; adenyl-nucleotide exchange factor activity.
UGGGGUCCAGGGUGCUGGCAGCUUCGCAGCUGGGAUGCACAAUUGCAAGAUUUGCUUAUGCUUCCCAGAUGAGGAUCGUUCGAAGGAACUGGAGGACAGAGGGACUAGACUGAUUUGUAUGCGUCUUCUACUUUGGGGACUGGAAGGCUGCAGAGACUGCUGUGGGCACCACCCUGUUUUACAAUGACUUCACGGUUCCUUUGUACAGCUACACAACAGAAAAGUACUGGCCAAAACUUAGAAGAGGACCAGGGUCAGAGCCAAAAUGAACAGAAGACUGAACCCACCCCUGCUGAGAAGACACUAAUAGAAGAUAAAGUCAAAUUGGAAGAGCAACUAAAAGACAUGACAGAUAAGUAUAAGAGAGCUCUGGCAGACACUGAAAACUUGAGACAAAGAAGUCAGAAACUGGUAGAAGAGGCCAAGUUGUAUGGGAUUCAGGGAUUCUGCAAGGACUUACUAGAGGUUGCUGACGUUUUGGGAAAAGCAACUGAAAGUGUUCCAAAAGAGGAACUCAGAGAUGAAAACCCUCACCUGAAAAGCCUGUAUGAAGGUCUUGUCAUGACAGAAGUACAGAUUCAGAAGGUGUUCAAAAAGCAUGGCCUGCUCAAACUGAAUCCUGUUGGAGCCAAGUUUGAUCCCUAUGAGCAUGAAGCAUUGUUCCAUGCUCCUGUGGAAGGAAAGGAGCCUGGCACCAUUGCAUUAGUAUCCAAGGUUGGCUAUAAGCUGCAUGGGCGCACCCUGAGGCCUGCCUUGGUAGGUGUCGUAAAGGGAUCUUAGCUGCUUAAUUGGUAGACAUUUAAAAAUGCCAUACAACUAUUAAAUAGAUGGAUAGUUUUCUUCCUCUGCAUCUUCUCAUCCCUGUACUCUUUGUGGACGGCUUACAAUUAGCCAAUUGAGUUGCUACAGUGAAAAACAAAGUGAAUGUUAGAUUAACUCACUUAGUGGACUAUAAAUAAUUUGAAGGGCCUACAAAGAACACUUUAGAUUGCAUUUCAUACUUCAGGAGAGAGCCUCCCAGAGCCAUUGUCACCUUGCAUUUUGGAUAACAUCUUAUCUGUUAUAAUUGUAGCCACUGAAAGUGUGUUAAUGAAAAACUAAAUGUAUCCACAGAAAUAACCUGAGUCAGAGCACUAUUUAGAGUGAAAGCAGCCUUCAGACUCUCUGCACCUUCCUUUGUAUUGUAUUUCCUAAUAUUGAAGUAGGCACCAGCUCUCUGCAAGUGUCCAUCAACUUCCAUGAGUCAACGAUGUUCAUCUACUACUGUCUCUGCUGGUCAGGAACUAUUUCUGUGUAUUGUCUCAUAUUCCAUGAGUAGGUUGGUUUCUCUUAACAGCAGAUGGUACAACCUUUGAGAAAUCUCAUCUAUAUAGAAGGUGGUAAAUAAACUGCAGUGGAUACCGGACUCCCUCUGUGGCCUUUAUUCAACUCUUCAUAUUCUGUAUGAAUUAAACUCUACUUAAGAAAACCAUUAAUAUUUGUAUGGCAUUGAAGCAGCUAAAAAUAAUUUAUCCAGUCUCUGGAUCUUUGAUUUAAUACAAUAUAAAUUGGUUUGAACAAUCUUAUGCUGUUCUUGUAAUUUUAAAGUUCAUAGUCAAGUUGUUGUGCUGUUUUAUUUGCAACUACUUGGAAGGUCACAAUAGCAAACUGACACAGGUUCAGUAUUUAAAAGUAAGUUUGGCACCUGUUCCCCUUUUCUUUUUCUUUUUUUUUUUUUAAUAUGAAUGCAUAGUCUGUACUAAUCACUGUUGUUAAAAAGUAACUGAAUCAAACAAACAAAAGACCUGCUCCAUUUACAUUCCUUAGUAAAAUUUGCUGUCCUGUAACACUAAGUUUCUAGCAAAAACCAUACAGGGCUGGUUAACUUCCAUUAUUUGUUUAAGGUAGGGGUGGGCAAUUAUUUUGAUUAGAGGGCUGCUUACUGAGUUUUGGCAAGCCAUCGAGGGCUGCAUGACGGGCAGCCAGGGGCAGAUAAAUAUUAAUAUUCUAAUUUUUUUAGGAGCCCUG